This is a messenger RNA of Mesocestoides corti, 3420 nucleotides long. The record is from the annotation of a GenBank genome assembly. NCBI's taxonomy places the organism in Eukaryota, Metazoa, Platyhelminthes, Cestoda, Cyclophyllidea, Mesocestoididae.
AUGGAGGCUGAAGGUCUACUGUUCUCAGCGGAUUUUGAUUCGGGUAACCUUGGUGGUGUCGAAUGCGUUGCUGAGUCAAUUGAAUUCACUGGAAUUUCAUCUUUUAAAAUUGCCACCAAAGGAUGGGCUGAUCGGAUAGUUGUAGUUAACGGAGCUGAGCGAAAGCCCUUGUUCUGGGCCAGAAUAGCUGAAGAACCUGUGUGUGAAAACGUUGAUGGGCAAUAUGCGGUGACUUUUGCGCAUCGUUUUACUGAGCAGCCGGACACCGUUACCUACUUCGCUUUCAGCUUUCCAUGGACUUACACGGAUUGUCAGACGCAGCUUAAGUGCAUCGAAGAGGCGAUUCAUCGCCCCAUGUCUUCGGGCCAAAAUUUGGAAACCACUGGCAGCCGAAGUCAAUCAAAGUCGGCUUUAUACUUUCACCGUGAGCUUCUGUGCUACAGCCUCUGUGGACGAAGAAUUGACCUAAUAACUAUUUCUGACUGUGAAAAUCAACUCGCUGACCGAGAAGAACGCUUCGAUCCCCUUCUGUUUCCUGACCAAUCUGCCCCGAGGCCACAUAAAUUUACAAAGAAGAAAGUUUUUAUUAUAACCGCUCGAGUGCAUCCAGGUGAGACUCCGGGAAGUCAAAUGUUCAACGGAGUACUCGAAUUCCUUCUACGCGAGCAUGACAAGCGGGCGAUGGAACUUCGUCGCAUGUACGUCUUCAAACUAAUUCCUAUGCUCAAUCCCGAUGGAGUUGCAAUGGGCCACCACAGAACGGAUUCCCGUGGAGUCAACUUAAACCGGUUUUACCUCCAACCGAAUUUUAUACUCUAUCCCGCAGUGUAUGCGGUCAAGGCCCUAGCCACAUACCACCAUUUGACCUACGGAAAGGCAUGGUGUUACCCUGGCUGGAUUCCAGAGGAAAGGUUUAGGAAGUUUGCCGACCUCGCUUCCAAAUGUCGUUUGGUCCUUGAUUCUCCCGAACUAGCCCCACACACCGGCAAAAGGGUGCGGUCACCAACUACCAAGUUGAAGCAGGAGCCUAAUGAAGAACCGCAGGCAGCUUCAACGGAUGAAAAGGUCUCAGGUGUGAAACUAGCCGACGUGGCAUCGCAGACAGCUUCUACAGAAGAAGAAAUCUUGGCUGUGAGACCGACCGACGAGGCAUCGGAGUCCACUCAGGCAAGAAAUGCAAAGAUCGGGGAGGCAAGGCAUCUGAACCGAAAUUACAAAGGACAAGAAGAAAAUGCAGAAGGCGAUGAAAAAGAAGAACACGACGGUCUACGCAAUUCCGUGUCACUGUCUACGAUGCAGACUGAUCAAAACGUGCAUAAUUCCGUUUCUUCGGUUCCACGACGUUCCGAGUCGAGGAAUACAAAGCUACUUGAUGAGUCAGACGAUGAAAACGAGGCAGAUAGUCAGACACGGAAACUUGACCGGGUCUUCAUCAGCACUGUGGCCAAGCACCUGAAGUCCGACGACGAGGACGCCGGAACAGUGAAUGCCUUCCUUGCCUACUGCACGGGGGACCAUUUGACCGACCCGUGCCUCCUCGACAUUACCCCUGAAGAGAGUGGUGUCAAGUGCUACAUCGACCUCCAUGGACAUUGCUCGAAGAGGGGCUGCUUCUGCUACGGUAACAGCCUCAGGGACGAAAAUCAAAUGAUUGACAACGUCUUGUACGCCCGCCUUGUGGCAGCGAACUCGGCGUUCUUUGACUUUGCCGCGUGCAACUUUUCCACCAGAAAUAUGUACCUGCGCGACAAGGUGAACGACACCACCAAGGAGGGCUCGGGGCGCCGCACCGUCAACAUCCUAUCGGCACCAAUGACGGACAAUCGGUGCGCAACGCCACCCGGUAGCCUCUGGGGCCCGAUGCGCGGAAACCUCGUUACACCGCAGCCGAGAAACCACUCAUCCAACGUAUUCCUUAAUCUCGACGCCUCGGACCGCCCAGUACUUCUAACCGAGCACGGUAGCUACAUUCUGGCUCUCGACGAGAAGUACUCGAUGGCGCACUUCGAGGAGAUGGGCAGGGGCCUGCUGACAGCGGCCCUGGACAUGUGGGGCGUGAACCCCUGGUCACGUCUCGCCAACAGUCCGUGUGCCGACAUGAUUCGGUUUCUUCCAGGCACUUAUCGCAACUUGAAGUCGAUCUUCCGCCUUGAUUCCUCCGGCACAGCUCAGCGAAAUAGGCUGUUUCCGCGGUGGAGGCAGAGAGAACAAGCGAAUAUAAAGAUUCUGCGCGGUUGGACACUUCGCUAUGUUAGAGCUAAGGCCUCACAGGAGGGCAUCGAGCUGAUCAAGCCCAAGAAUUCCUCCUCAACGUCCCGUUUGCCCAUCUCGGUGCUCGCCUCUUCCCACCGUCAGCGGCGACUUCCGAAGGAUCAGGUUGGCGGACUGACGUCCUCAAAUCGCGAAAACCACCACUCAUUUACGAGCCUUGAGGAGACCGAAGCUGCUAGAAAUACGUGCAGGUUUCCACGCCAAGUGAAUAAGAAACAGCCAUUAAAUCUGAAAAAGGUGGCCUCAACGUCUCAACAAAGUUUGCGUGUUUGUGACCCAUUUAAUUUUUCACAAGAUUACUUUUGGCAGACACUCAGUAGAAGCCCUUCACAUGAGUCAGCGGAUUCGAAGCCUGCUGGAGACCUACCGCGUAAACAAAGCUCUGGACCCGAAAAAGCGGCCCCCGAAGGUGACGUGAAACGCUUAAACAACUACUGCUCCCUUCAACGUCGUCUGCAGUACUCCGGCAGAGGGUUCACGAGCCGCGUGGGGUGCAAGAGGGAGAGCACCGCGCCCAUGCCGUCCGCCAUGCGCCACCACAACGCAGACUCGCUCACUUCGCAGAGGUUCACUGCCCUAGUCAAACGCACACGAGAGCUGCCUCACACAUUCCAGAGUCUUAGAAGUCGUUCUAAAAAUGUAAUCCCUCCAAAUAUGACCACGUUGAACAGCGCACGCGUGCUUUUCGACAGACAAACCAAGAUCCCAAGGAGAAAGUCGAAGAAGCACUUGGUACUGGAGAAGACCGCAAUACCAAUUGGCCAAAACAACCCGAAACUGAAGCCACCAAAUGGAAUGAAAAAGCGAUCGCCCAUCCCCUUUGCUCCUCGUCAAAUUAAACCACCCGCAACAACUCAGUUCUCGUCAUUUAUACCAACCACGCUAGCAUCACGAACGCCAAAACACACCAACUUCGAGGUGGCAAGCCGCACUUUCUCGUCAGCGUUUAUUAGUGACUUCUUCCACCAAGCAAGACUAAAACGAACCAGAAAAGUGAAGAGGGCUCAAAAGAAGUGCCAAAAAGGAGAGUCAAUGGCUAAAGACAAAAACGCUGAAGGCGGUAGUGAUGUCCAUGUGCUGCCAAGAUUUGAACCUCGGAGGUUCGACUCUUCAACUGGUAGAAGAACCAUGGCAAAGAAUGUAGAGUAA